Chlamydomonas reinhardtii is the source of this 4051-nucleotide messenger RNA. RefSeq lists its product as uncharacterized. NCBI's taxonomy places the organism in Eukaryota, Viridiplantae, Chlorophyta, Chlorophyceae, Chlamydomonadales, Chlamydomonadaceae. The transcript has 10 exons. The record is from RefSeq and is a predicted model, not a curated record. The coding region runs from base 46 to 2982 and encodes 978 amino acids.
UAUCCUCUCUCCAAAUCCGCACUCUCAACUCAUGAAGUUUUAGCCAUGGCGCGCUCCAAGGAGCCUUGGUUCGAGUAUUUGCUGCGAAACAAGGCCAUUCGAACAUUCCUCACCAGUUACAAUGAGGCGGAGUGGGAGGAGGUCUGCAAGCUCUGUCUGCUUUAUGGUAUCUUACAUCUGGACCUUAAAGAUGGCCGCGGCGAUGUGGCGAGGCUGCGGGAGCUUGUCGGUGUUGGCCACAGCGGAGCGACGGUCGACAACGCGCUGCCAGGAAUACAGGAGAAAUUGGCAGAGCUGAAGUUCCAGCUUGAUGAAGUGGCUUCUGGACUGCCGCACGGACAGAUGCCUCACGCCGCUCGCGAUGACACUGGGCGAGCGGCUCAGGCGCCCGCGAUUCCCGGGCCCCCGAGGCGCGCGCUUGCGCCGUGGGGAGAGGACCCUGUGGAGCAGCAGCUGCGCCGGCAAGCAGCUGAGACCAAGGUGGCGCUCCGGCAAGCGGAGAGGUUUUUGCGCUACACCAAAGGGUCCGCCAAGUUGGCAAUAGACCCGCAGGACAUGCCGCGCAAGCUGGUCGACAAGGCGGUGGCCGCAGUAGCAGCGGCAAAUGCGGUGGGGCCGGAUGUCCGGCCGCCCUCGGAGUGGCGCACGGGCGACUCGGAGCGCACCUUUACGCCGCCGGGCAAGAAGCGGGGCCCCGUGAUGCCGGGUGCCGGGCUCAUGGGCGCAGAGUACCCGGCCUGGUGGGGUGACGCGGUGGGCUGGGCCAGCGGAGGUGGCGAGGGCGAGCCGCAAUGGGUCCCGGGCCCUCGGUCCCGGUCCGCUCCGCGGCCCGGCCGCCGCGCACCGCGGCUGGCAUACUCGGUACAGGCUGACCAAGACAAGCCGCCGCUGUGGCGAGACGACCUGGUGACAGCCCGCUACCUGGACGUGCCCAGCAGCGGCUAUGGCAGGAAUUCUCCGCCGCGCGUUCCGCAGCAGUACCUGCCGCCGCCGGCUCAGGACCCUGUGUUGGCGCCCGCCUACCUGCAGCAGCAGGGCCCACACGCCUUCGCGCCCCCGGCGCCCGUGGCGCCGCCACCCAUGCCCACGCAGCAGCAGCCACCCUUUGGCGUGCCGCCGCCAGGGCCAUGGGGCGAUGGCGGGGCGUGGGGCAGUGGCGAUGGCUAUGGGCGCGCUGCGUACGGCAGCGAUGCGGGCGUGUACGGGCCGGGCGCUGUGGGGCCACAGCUGUACGCUGUGUACCCGAACCAGGCCUACCCCAACCAGGCUUACGGCUUCGGGCCGGGCUGGAGCAAGCAGGCUCAGCGCCGCUGGGAGGAGGCGGUGUAUGGACGGCCGCCGUGGAAGCCCAUCAAGACGUCUAAGGAGGUGGCACAGUCGCGGAUCCGGGAGAUGGUGCAGGCGGACAAGGCGGCUGCGCGGGCGCAGCGUGCAGCGCGGCAGCGGGCGGCGGAGGCUGCUGCGGCUGGAAGCCCGUGGCAGGCGCCAUCCGCAAACCAGCCCCCGCGCAAAACACCAGAGCGCCCGCGCUCCGCUGGGCCGUCCGAGGUGGCGGAGAGCCUUGCGUCCAACCCCUACACCUCCUGGUUCAUGGAGCCGCGCCAAGACCAGGCCGGGCAGCAGCAGCAGCAGCAGGCGGCUGCUGAGGCAGAGGCGCGGCAGCAGCAGCAACAGGGGCAACGCAUCUCGGCAGCAUGGGGCGCGCCGGCUGGCGGUGCGCCUGCUGUCAUCGCAGUUGACACAAGCGCUGCUGCAAAGCCGCCGACACCGCCGCCGCAGGAUGGCACGGCACGGCCCACAGCCGCGCCUUCCGGUGCGGGGCCGGGCGGCCUGCACCCGUUUGACCUGGGGCCGGCGGCGGCUGAGCUGAAGGCGCGGAGCAGCGGCAGUGAGGCCGGCAGCCACCAGCGGCACCACCACCAGGGCCAGCACUACCAACAUCACCACCGCUUCCCCGACGUGCGCACCCACUCUGAGUGGGAGCUAGGCAACCAUAACUUGCCCAUGCCGCCGCCAGACUCGCCAGACCGCUUCCCAAGCAUACGCAGCCCAGGUGGCACACUGCGCCGCAGCGGGCCACCGCCGCAGGGCCCUGCGCAUCCUGGAGCGCAGUACCCUGGUGUGACGGAGCCGUUGUCGGGGCCAGGGCCGGACGCCUUCGCGCGGGGUCCGGACGGCAGCUGCCCGCCUGCCCGGCGAAUGGCAUGGGGAUCGGACGCACAAGGCCCCAGCUGGCCCGAUGCUGCCCCUUACUCGGCAGCCUGGGAAGACCCGUCACAAUACGGCGGUCAGCAAUGGGAGCGGCAAGGUGUGAACGCUGCCUGGGGCGGUGGCGGCAAUGGCGGCGCAGCCCCCGGUGGCAUGUAUGGCGGCGCCGGCGGCGGCGUGGGCCCGUACCGGUGGGGCGAGCCAGCAGGCAGCAGCUGGUUUGGGGGCGGGGGCGGGGGCGUUAUGGGCGGUGGAGGUGGCGGUGGCGCUUACGGCCCACGCAUCAGCCCACGUGCGGAGGCUCUUCGGACGGUGCGGCCCGAAGUGGUCAAGUGGUCCAAGACAUGGGUGGGCGACUUUGGCCACCUUGAAGAGCCGCGGUUUCCGCCUGGGCGGCUACCAUCUGCCUUUGACAAGCCGCCUUCCCGGCCCGAGCCGUCACAGCGGACCAUGAGCGGCAGCAGCCACCGCACUGCCCCGGCAGCCGAGCAAGUCGCGGCAGCUGGCAGCGCUGCGGCAGAGGCAGCCGCGGCGGCUGCGCCCGUUUUGCCGUCGGGGGGCUGGAUGGACCGCGUCAUGGCGCAGGUCUCAAAGCUGCGCAGCGACCGUGAAGAGGCGGAGGUGGCCAUUGCAAUGGAAGCGGCAUCAGCUUGGCGGCAGGGGGGUGGCGAGGCGGCUGGUGAGGAACUGGCAUCGGGACCGCGCGGGGAGUUGAAGCGUGACCAGAGUUGUCGGCAGUUGCCAAGAAGUCGUGCAGUGGAGCUGGGCGGCUAGAUUGGCUGUUGUAUAGAGACGGCGUUCUGUAUUUGAUGCGUGGUCGAACAUGAGUAAGCCAUGAUGGGCCCAGUUGGUGCUGAGGACUGGGGGGGGGGGGGUUAGGAAACAAAGUGCCAGACCCCAUGCCCCGAAAUCCCCCGGGACCCCCCUUGAGGGGACGACCGACCCCCCCACGGACAAAACCUUGUUGUUUAGGGUUAAAACCCCUCCAUUUAAUACCAAAGUGGUGCCAAUCGACUCCUCUUGACGAGCACUAUCACGCUGUGCCAUCAGCGGUCCUGUUCUGAGACUUCGGUCACACGCGGGAUCCUAUCCGUUGAAAUCCUCUCGACCCAGCCCACACCGCGCUCAACUCUCUGCCAUGUGACGGUUGGACAGUGUGCAUCGGCAGCCUUGUGAGACGUAAAUUCAUGCGCACCAGCGCUAGAGAGCCCAGCCGUGGCAGUGCGCAUGCGUCGAAUGUGGGGACAUGUGCCGAUACGGUAUGUCCACGCCCGGACGCGCAACUUAGCCUUUCCACGCUUUGUUUGUGCUUAUUACGGCAUCACAUGCACAUACGAGCCUCAUACUGCUGCGUUUGGCCUCUGGUUCUGCUUGUGGGGCGGUUCCCGAAAUCCGCCAGGAUGGGCUCCCGAAACCCGGCGGACCCCCAGGGACGACGACCGACCCCCCAACUUUGGCGGCCAAGAACUUCCUCACCAGACACCCCCUUAAAGAACUAAAAGCACGUGCAUAAUGCUCUCCUAAAGCUCUGUAAUAAUUGAUCAUGGGGUAAGAACCUGAGCUUUCUACCCCCCCCUGGGAGCGCUUCCCGAAAUCCGUUAGGAUGGGCCCCCGAAACCCGGCGGACCCCCAAGGACGACGACCGACCCCCCCUUGAGCGGCCCAGAACUUCCUCAGACCAACUCUAACAGAAUUAAAGGGACACGCGUAAGGCUCUCCUAAAAGCUCUAUGAUUUUGAGCACGGGGUAAGAACGUUGAGGAUAUGAUUACAGACACAGCGGCCUUUUCAUCUUCUCCUGGUCUCGGGGGGGGGGGGGGGGGGGGGGUUUUAAAAGGGCCCCC